ACCUGUUAAAGAUAUUCAAUGAUAAAUACCCAUAUUUCAAUAUUCCAAUUGAAGACUUAAUAUCACAAUCAAAUAAUUCUCGAAAUAAAGAUAAAGUUCCACGUUCACAAAACUCUUUUAUAUUAUUUAGAAGAAAUUUAUUCUUAUUGAUAAAAAAAUUCAAGAAUUUGUACCCAGAUUUCAAAACAACUACUCCAAUUGAAGCCUUGAUAUCACAAUCGAAUAAUUCUUUAUCGCUAUUGAAUGAGUUUAUUAUUAAAUCAACUAUUCCAAUUGAAGUCUUGAUAUCAACUAUUCCAAUUGAAGCCUUCAUAUCACUAUCGAAUAAUUCUCUUAAAUUAAAUGAUUCGCAAGAGGCAACAAAACUGUAG
This is a messenger RNA of Ambispora gerdemannii, 371 nucleotides long. The record is from the annotation of a GenBank genome assembly. NCBI's taxonomy places the organism in Eukaryota, Fungi, Glomeromycota, Glomeromycetes, Archaeosporales, Ambisporaceae.